UACUGAAAAUGGGAGAUAUUGAGAAGGGCAAGAAGAUCUUUGUCCAGAAAUGUUCCCAGUGCCAUACAGUUGAAAAGGGAGGCAAGCACAAGACUGGACCCAACCUGAAUGGCCUGUUUGGACGCAAGACUGGACAAGCUGAGGGCUUCUCUUACACGGAUGCUAAUAAGAAUAAAGGCAUCACCUGGGGUGAGGAUACUCUGAUGGAGUAUUUGGAAAACCCAAAGAAGUAUAUCCCAGGAACAAAGAUGAUUUUUGCGGGUAUUAAGAAGAAGUCUGAGAGAGCAGACUUAAUAGCAUACCUCAAAGAUGCCACUUCAAAGUAAAAGUUACCUGCUGCCUUAUUUAUUUCACAAAGGAGAUGGCAAUGGAAAUGUCUGUGUUGAGAUUGGUUUUUAAACUUUAUAUUUUUACAUGUACUGUGUCUAACCUUAAAAUCUAUCUAGCCCAUCAAAUAACGUUGCUCAUGGUGGGUCACAGGAGCACAUGCUUGUUUGGCAGCCAUUAAGUAAAUGGGAACUGUGUAAUUGGGUUGAUUUAAAUUUCUAUAGUGUUCAUUCAUUCUUGGUCACAGAAUUAAAAAAUAAAAUAAAAUAAACA
Molecule: messenger RNA, 600 nt
Organism: Antrostomus carolinensis (chuck-will's-widow)
Lineage: Eukaryota; Metazoa; Chordata; Aves; Caprimulgiformes; Caprimulgidae
Gene: CYCS
Product: cytochrome c, somatic
Exons: 2
Coding region: 9-326 (105 amino acids)
Molecular function (GO): heme binding; electron transfer activity
Source: RefSeq, a predicted model, not a curated record